AUCGCGAGGUGUUACGUUGCUAAGAGACUGUUUUUGUUGGGGUAGCAUCAUUUGAAGCUACAAGCCUUCUGAUGUUUGCACGUAAGCUGUAAAUAUAAUCACGAACAAUGCCACCAAAAAGAAAAGCAUCCACCAAGUCAUCAAAGGGAAAAACCCCUACAGUAGUGGAUGGUGUGUCGACAGAGGAGAUGUCCAAAGAGCAGUUGGAGGAGCACAUUGUCCGUCUGCGAGAGGAGCUCGACAGAGAACGAGAGGAGCGCAACUAUUUUCAACUGGAGAGAGACAAAAUCCACACAUUUUGGGAAAUCACCAAAAGACAUUUGGAAGAGAAGAAGUGUGAGCUGAGGAACAGAGAUCGUGAGAUGGAGGAGGCUGAAGAGCGUCACCAAGUAGAAAUUAAGGUAUAUAAGCAGAAAGUGAAGCACCUCCUCUAUGAACAGCAGAACAGCCUGUCAGAGCUGAAAGCUGAAGGUGUUGUCAGCACUAAACUGUUGCAGAAGGAGCAUGCUGACCUCGAGACACAACUGCACAAGGAUCUGCACAGUUUAAAAGUGGAACUGAAGGAGCAGGAGCUGUCCAGUGAAAAUGUGCUCAAAAGCCUUCAACUGAAACAUGAUGAAGAAACGACUGAUCUGAGAAAUGAUUUUGCCAGACAAGUACGAGGUAAGAUCUUUUAUUUUUCAAAUAUUCUAGACAAGGUACUUUUUUCUGUAAACAGCAAUUAUUUAGAAAGAGCUGACUACUGA
Messenger RNA from Triplophysa rosa, 746 nucleotides. It is a transcript of the gene drc4, whose product is annotated as growth arrest-specific 8. Gene Ontology annotation, cellular component: Golgi apparatus; microtubule. Gene Ontology annotation, molecular function: microtubule binding; small GTPase binding. The coding region runs from base 108 to 746 and encodes 212 amino acids. NCBI's taxonomy places the organism in Eukaryota, Metazoa, Chordata, Actinopteri, Cypriniformes, Nemacheilidae. The transcript has 5 exons. Gene Ontology annotation, biological process: flagellated sperm motility. The record is from RefSeq and is a predicted model, not a curated record.